Messenger RNA from Akanthomyces muscarius, 648 nucleotides. RefSeq lists its product as uncharacterized. The transcript is spliced from 4 exons. NCBI's taxonomy places the organism in Eukaryota, Fungi, Ascomycota, Sordariomycetes, Hypocreales, Cordycipitaceae. Gene Ontology annotation, molecular function: ornithine decarboxylase inhibitor activity. The record is from RefSeq and is a predicted model, not a curated record. Gene Ontology annotation, cellular component: cytoplasm; nucleus. Gene Ontology annotation, biological process: positive regulation of protein catabolic process. Bases 1 to 648 code for a protein of 215 amino acids.
AUGUCGCCCAUGAAUAAACAGAGUAAUUACAGUAGUAGUAAUUGUGGCGAGGACGUUGCUCCCCAGGUCAACGUCCUUGCCUCAUGCUACAUUGUCGGUACCGCGGCCCAGCUCAAGGGCCUCCACUACUGCACUACCGGGGUCACAGGGGCGGAACAGUCUUCCGCGACGCCGCCGCCAGAGAACCAGCUGCGCGCCCGCGCCGACCGGCGCAGCGGUUCCUUUUCCCCGCACCAGCAGUCUGCCGACGACAGCAGUAACCAGUCCAACAACAACAAUGGCAAAGCCGGCUUCGAGGUCGACGCCUGGAUGGAGGUCUGGGACUAUGUCGGCGGCGCCAGCUUCCGUGCGUUCCUGGCCAGCAACGACGGCGAGGGCGAAAAGUCCCUGUUUGUCUUUUUCGACCUGGAGGGCGUCAUGGGCCGCGACCUGAAAAAGGCCCUGAUGGCGCUCAUCGAGCUGGCUGACGGGCCGCUCGGCUGCGGCAACAUUGUGACGUGCAUGGACCGCCGCAUGCCCGUCGACGAGGCCGUCGAGCUGACCAAGAGCCUACAAUGGGUCGGCUUCGAAAUGACGACCCUCGACCACUGGGCCAACGAUGUCGACGUGACGAGCGACCAGUGGCUGUUUAUGGGCAUGGAGCUCUAG